This is a messenger RNA of Heterobasidion irregulare TC 32-1, 246 nucleotides long. RefSeq lists its product as uncharacterized. Lineage: Eukaryota; Fungi; Basidiomycota; Agaricomycetes; Russulales; Bondarzewiaceae. The record is from RefSeq and is a predicted model, not a curated record. The transcript is spliced from 3 exons. Bases 1 to 246 code for a protein of 81 amino acids.
AUGCAGACAAACAUCACUGUGGUAGAAUGGUUCCAGAAAUCCGUGGACGAUGAUUUUGGCCGGAAGAUAGAGCAAUGGAUAGACGCACCUGACUCCUCCAAGAACUAUUUCAAUGCGCUAGAGAAGCACCAGAAGGAUACCUGCUCCUGGUUCAUAAAUGGACCACAAUUUGCCGAUUGGAAGAACCAAGGACUUCCAUUCAUCUGGGUAUAUGGAAUUCCCGGCUGCGGCAAAAGUGUUCUGUAG